GUCAUAUUUUACACCUGCAACUUGACUGCUGUGCUGACUCUCCCAGUCUACCCUCCCAGGAUGAAGACGAUCGAGGAUCUCGCAUUCAGCGAUCUCAGGCUGUGCAUGCUUGACUACGGAGAGUUCGUGCCCGGCGCCCUUGCCAGCUCCAGCGACGCCGCCCUCGCCGCCCUGGGCGCCAAGACGGACCUCACGCCCCACCUAAAGGGGUUGGACUACAACGGCGAGGAGGCCUGCGUGGAGCGGGUCCUGGCCGGCACGCACGCGCACACAGAGACGUAUUCGUACGCGAAGCUCAUCUACAGCGACCUCGGUCACGGGGCUUCCGUGUACGCGAUGAAGCCGCAGCUGUACGAGGGGAACCUGGCGUUCUUCUUCAGGAGAAAGACGCCCUGGAAGGACAAGUUCAACGACGGCAUAAAGCGUCUGGUGGAGUCCGGGCUGGUGCAGAAGUGGUACAAUGAGAUCAUGAAGGAGAAGACUGCAGCAGUAACGAGCGGUCCCUCGGGGCUGACGUCCCUGGCAGUCGCCCACCUCCAGGGCCCCUUCAUCCUGCUGGCGCUGGGGUUGCUGCUUGCCCUCCUUGCCUUCGCCGCUGAGAUCGUCUCCAACGGAAUCGGACACAGAGCGAAGGGCUCCCUAGAAGGUGGAGGAAGAGGCUCUGGCGAGGCGCUUGUUGACCGGAGAUUGGGAGAUAUAGAGGCGUAGAAACAGAAACAGAAACACAUUCACUCAUACAC
Molecule: messenger RNA, 740 nt
Organism: Penaeus chinensis
Lineage: Eukaryota; Metazoa; Arthropoda; Malacostraca; Decapoda; Penaeidae
Exons: 3
Coding region: 61-708 (215 amino acids)
Source: RefSeq, a predicted model, not a curated record